AUGAUAUUGGGGGAGUUUUUCCAUCCAGAUCAGCACGCUGUGCACCGCGAUCGAAUGGAAAUCGUUAUGGUACUCACUUCGCAACAAUACGCGCCGGUGUCGAAUGCGACGGGAGAGUGGCUCAAAGAUAACAUGGACUUUUAUGAAUAACAACUUCCGGUUUUACAGCACCUCAUUAUUGUGCGCCGCUUUCGCGUUUUUAUUUCACUGAUAGAUGAUAUAUUAUGUAUAUCGAUGACCAUCGUUGUGUCAGCCUUCUGUCUUCAUAUUUGCGCAUAUCGGGUCCACGUUUUUCGCGGGUACAUAACUUCAGGCUACGACUACAAGAGGUGUGGGGUUCCCAAAGCAUCGGCAGUGCUGGUCGUGCCCAACGUGCAAAAUCCUGUUGACAAGCAAAAAGAAGACGUCGACACACUUUUGCGGGUGCAGGCGGUGAAAAAAAAGAGCUCACCAGAUUUGAAGCUGGUUGUCAUUCUGCACUUGAUGCGUAACCGGUACAUGUUUAACGGCGUGGUUUCAGCGAAGAACUUGCUCUGUGCCGAUGAUUUCAAAUACCGCAUGAUUGGGCGCGUCUCUUUUCUGCCUGGGCUACCCUCUUUAUGCCCUGGAAAGUGCUUACUUACACCUAAAUCUGUCAAGGGAUAGAGUGCACGUGCCAGAAGUGUAGUAAGUAAGACAAAGUAGCAAUGUUGGUUACUGCAGUCAUACUUUUUCAUCUUGUUUAAAAGGUAUAAAAACGACGGUGCCAUAGUACCUAGGAUACGUGAAAAGUACAUGUUGUAGAAUCCAUGCAUGUGAUGUAGUGUAGAUAUUUAUCGACUCCGUUCUAAGUUCUUUUCUUUGUUCGUUAUUGCAAGCGAGUUCUACUGCCGACCAGGAUCGCGCUUUGUUCAAGAAGUUGGAAGCAUCGUUUCAGGAAGGUUCAUUGAUUAAGGCUUACCGCAGUGUUGGUCCGUCUUCUAAAGCCUGUUGGAGUUAGUUGUCCCAUAGAUCUAUCAGGGGAGAACAGCUUGAAGACGACGAUGAGCCUCACAAUGGAUUUGGGUUGGCUCUUCUAAUUUGAUGAAAAAUCAAUUCACCUUGUUUACGAACGAAGAUAUGCACUUCGGGCAGGGGAAGGAGCUCUAUGCGCUGCCUCUGUCAGACGCCUACCGCGCUUUUGUAACUGGCGGUGACCGCAUCCGGUGGAUAGAUAUCGUGCGGGACGUGUUAUAUAGAAGUAAAAAUAAAGACGUGAUGCUGCUCGGCUACAUAAGGUACAAUCCAGAGAGUGACGGCUCCUACCUGAAAGGCGAACGCGAGUGCAUCCUCUUCCCCAACGACCAUUACCUGCCUUUUGAUCACGAGGAGUACACGAAGGUACUUAUUUAUUUCACUAAGAAAGACCUCUCCCACAUGAGAAUGAGCUGCUUCUCUUGAUAUUUGCUUACUUAAGUCACUACAGUCUCAAGGGGGCUACUUCCUGAAGUGUAGUCUCGUAAUCGCAACAGAAACAUAAUUAUCAUGUUCAUCUAUUUCUCAAAUGAAUCCUUAGUAAUCGUUAAGUGCUUCGUAGGACUCUAGGGGGACGAAGAACAUCCCACGCUAUAUCAAGGUGUUGGGUAUUUUCAUUGCUUCGGACGCAUUUGAUGUGAGGCAGCGCCCAUCUAUGGAGGUGCUGCUUCUACCGGAAAUCGAUAGCGACAUGGAAGAUUUUGAUGAUUAAGCUUCUGGAAGCACUGACUAGCUCACGAUGGAUGUUUCUCGUGUACUGGUGUUUUCCAGGUACUAGAUCACUGCCUAGAACAGUGAAAAAAAGCGGUUGUUUCAGAAAUUGUCUACUUUGGUGGUCUCUAAUUUCUGGCAGAAUUCGAUAGACGGGAGGCCGAAAAAGAAGAGGAUGGCGGGUCCGAAGACUCAUUGGAGGGCGAGCGGGCCUUCUAUAUGGACGACUUCAGUUUCAAGAGCGACACGGAUCGGACGGAUUCGGUGAGGCCUCUGACGAAUUAUGAAGACCGCAACUGCAUAUCAUGCAUGUAGUUUUGAUUUGUCUGCUCUUGUCAAGGAAGGAAUAUCAAUAUGCUUCUGGAUCUGGUCAAGAUAGACUGAAAUGUGUAUGUGAUAGACGUUGUAAAUUGACUCGACUUGUUGACUCCGGGCCCUUACACUCUUGUAAUAAUUACAAGAUUCAUGAACAAAGUGCUUGAGAGUGAGCUUUAAUCAAAGGCGGAGAAAAAAGCGCAGCAUUUUCAAGUUCUUGCUGGUCUGUCCCAUCCGGAUUUGAGCAAGUAUCGUCCACACGAGAAGAUAAGGAAGGAGCAAGCACCACCGAAGGUCUUCUACAGGAGAAAAGUGAUCGAAAAGCAGCUGGCCUACUUGAAGCAGCACAAGCUCCAGACCGAUGUCAUCUACGAAAUAGGAAGGAAGGCGUUUGCGGAUAGGUAUCUGAACAACCCAAGGGCGCGGUCACAACUCAAGUCUGGCGAGAACAACCUCCCGUUUGACUUCGAGGGAGACCAUUUCCUCUACUGCCUUUGUGGACCAGCAAGCGUCGGGCUCUCGCUCUCGAUUUUACUACAAAUUAGGAACAUAGAAUGAAGAAUGGUUUUGUCAACUUCAGCUUACCAUACAUUUUAGCGUUGCUUGUUUAGUAGUUGACGAGCCUUCCGAAUAAUAUAGCGUUUCUUCUUGUAAUUGCGAUGGGUCAGCUUUGCGGGUCCCUCCUUGACUUUGGAGGGCGCUGUGCCUUGUGUCAGGAGUCUACAUUUGCUGAUGCACCACUGGCAGAACGUCUGAUUUUUCAAGUGCACAAUUACUCGUCUGUCAUUUCUACUUCAUACCUGGCUAUCAUACACACUCCUCAUUCAUUCCCUAUCUGGCACUUGGGCUCGACGAUGAUGGACCCGAGUAUUCAGAGGAUGACUGGAAUGGUGGUACGAAGGUGUACAGCAAAACCGAGUCGGCGGAUGCGAUGGACAUGCGAAAUCUGGAGCAAGGUAUAAACGCUCCGCAACAUUAUGGCUUGGGGUACUUGAUUGAGGCACGGAAACAGUCUGCUCAACCUUGAUUAGCCAAGUAUUUUUAGAUAGUUGCAAUUGAUUUCUUCAGAACUAGAUAUCCUACGUGGAGGACUAUUUUCUCCUAUGUGGAGGUUCGUGUGUCAACAGAUUCACUAGUCGUGGUUCUUGGAAGGUUCAAGCGCUAGAGGAGCACGUCUGUUGAAAGAGCGUAGAAUUACCAAUCUGGCGGCUUUAACGAGAAGAGGAAGACGACGAAAGCGCCAUGAGCAUGGCGACACCAAAACGAAAGCGGCUGAGAAAAAUCAUUCUAGUGGUGCUGUCGCAGAAAAGACCUGCGGACUGGGAGGAUGCCAUGGACUUGAGUAGGCAAAACCCGAGCUUGAUCGCUGUUUGGGUAAAGGGGACACCAACCAAGAUGCUGGAUCUUGAACGGUAUAGCAUUUUUACAAUAUACGCAAAGAAUGUAAACCUAGAUAUCUUCGUCGUCAUAUUGAUGCUUUUCCCGCACUGGUGUAGUGAUCAUCAAUAUUGAUAAAGGAUUUCGGCAGAGUUACUGACCAUGUGCGCCUAAUGUUGACAAGUCUGUUGAUAUUCACAAUAUAUAUAUUAGGUGUAGCUUUCGCCGUGCCAGGGUGAUAUUCGUUCAGGGGUAUCCGACGAAGCCAACGGACGGCGAGUGUAUUUUCUGCACACGGCUGAUCGAGUCUGUUAUUUUACGGCGAAGAGCUAUCGAAACGAGUAGCAGAAGAUGAGGAACUGUUCACGAGCAACGCGAGAACAAGAUGUAGAGUCUUGUGUUUCAUCAAGGUUAGCAAAAACUUAACAGCAAAGAUGAGAAACUACACGAUAUUCAAUGAGAUUUGAUUUUGAUUGCUCUACUUGAAAAGCGGUGAUGUUUCACAAGAAAACUAAAACUGUUUUGUUCAAUGAAAAUGAAAUUGCUUAUUCUCUGGGCCCCUCAACUCCCAUCUAACAACUGGGAGCGAUGCUAGUGAUCCCUUCGUUCCGAUCGUGAUUCCGGAGAUAACCUUAGAGGCGAAUUUCCGCUAUAUCCCGCUUGGGCUCUCACCGAAAGUCGACCACCAACUGGCAGAUGACGCGGUGCACUCAAAGCGGCGCUCGUUCAUGCGCAGUCAGGAAAGCUACACUUACGACUAGAGUUUUUCAUAAUUUUACUUUGCCAAAAGAUUGGCAAGAUGUGAAUACUGAAAGAGUAAAGUAAUGGGAGUGGACUGGAGUUUCUUGAUUUGAUUUGUAUAGAAUUUCAGCGGGUUUGAGUGUAGACUACUAAUUCUGUGCAAGUGUCGAGUGUUGCAUCGCGUGAGGUAUGCUGAUGCUGGAUGCUGUUUUCAUCGGGAGUGUAUGAAGCAGAACGAUGGGCAACAUCAAGAAGAUAACUUUUCAAGUAUUUAGUGGAUAACGGAACAAUAGUAUCUCUCCUGUCUUCUAAUACACCUUCACCUCAAAUUCACUGAUGCAGCAGCCAUACAUUCGUAGUGCGCGGUACGCUGCCGGCCGCAUGUAUGUUAGCAGCAUGCUCACGUCUCUGGCUGUUUAUGACUGAAAAACUUGAGUGGAGUCGGUUGAAUAUAUAUGAGUCAAUUAGAGAAUGGCUGAAGAACACCAAGUUGAUCAUUUUCAUCUUAGGUUUAUAACUGUGGAGUAAUUUUUUGUCGAUGGAAGAUGACUUCUUGGCAGUGCGUGGUCCAACAAUGGGUCUUGCCAAUCGGGCUCCUUCCAUUCUCUCUGUCUGUCUGUCUCUCUCUCUCUCUCUCUCUAUUAAUCUAUUCAAGGAGCGUCUUUCUUCUCUACCUUUUUGCCUUCAUAUGAAGAAUCAGAUUUUCAAUCCGGACUUGGGCACCUUGAUCCAGAUAUUGUCCGAUGGAAUUAUGCUGGUAGACGUCCCCGAGGAAUUUUACGAUCGGCCAUACGGAAAACUAUGGAAAUUCCUGCUGAGCCAGAAUUUGAUGGGUGUAGGACUUCUUCGCCGCGCGUCGACAAAUGCCAAGUUAUGCGAAGGCUUCAAAAUCAAAAGUGUAGACGGUGAAACUAAACUGUAAUGAUCUCCUCCGGUUUUGAAUUAUUCACUGUUACAAGAAAUCGAAUUCUUCUUAUAGAAAUUCGUUUCAACUAACUUGAUUAUACCACGAAGGGUCAUAUCAGGGGCACCCACAUCACAUGACUUGAUUAUUUAACAUCAUGAAUAAAAGUCUCACUAAAGGGCAGCUUUCUACAAGUAGGUGAAGCCUAGUCUUAGCUUAGAAGAACUUAGAAGUAUGGUGAUCCGCGUCCCCUUAGUCUAUCAUCAAAAAAAUGUCAUCGAGAACAACUGGUGUUUCGCUCUAACGAUGACUCUGGGUGCGAGCACGAGCUUAGGGUUAGUGGAGCAUGAAUUCCCACUGACGGCGCCACCAAAAGACGACGUUGUAAUAGAGCCCGGCGACCGCGCUUACGUGAUUCGUCCUGGUCUCAUGUACGCACUAGACGAAUAAUUAUCGUAGUUUUGGGCGGUGGCGGGCCCGUUGAGGCUUAGCAGCACAUUGAAAGGCGACGAGGACUCGUAAAUUUUAGGUGCGGUAUAAGGCUACGAAAGUGUACUGUUGUUGUGCGUUGUUAGUAUGAGCGUACUCUAUGAAUGAAUACUGGCUUGUUACAAUAACUUUUGUUCCUGCAAGAAAGCUGGUCGAGCAGGAUUGAUUAUAUUGUUGGGACCCGUUGUACUCGGAGUGGGGGGACGAAGUGCGGAUGAGGUCUUGCUUCGCGUAUUCUGGCAUUGCUUUGCGUACUUGUUAACAUGAAAUCUGACUAUAUUCGACAAUUCGGGCGUAAGUGUGUAUAAGGUUAAUCAUACAUAGCUUGUAUUAUGACGGGGUGCUGACGCGAGGUUCCAUACUGUGCACAGCGCUCGAAUGUUUGAUUCUUCGAUUCGACGAUGACGAAAGCUCGCUACAGGCCACUGAUGAGUACUAAAUUUUGUGACAGUCAAUGAAUCGUUCACACUAGUUCUAAACAAAGGGAAUUCUGAUCAGCAGGGGAAGUGACCAUGACCAUGACCCUUCCUUGAAGAAAGAGGCAGGAGGGAGCUACUUUGACUAGAGCCGAUGAUUUCUGCAGAAGAGCACUUUAAUUUUUGCUCCAUCCGGUUGGUCAAAGUGAAUUCUGAGACUGAGGAGCUCAAAGAAAAUCACAAAGAGUCACCAACGCAUGCUUGAUGUAAAAAGACGCUCUUGGUGAGCAUCUUUCCAAUGUUCAAGUUGGAGCCAGGCACAGGAUGUUG
Amoebophrya sp. A25 is the source of this 6276-nucleotide messenger RNA. Lineage: Eukaryota; Dinophyceae; Syndiniales; Amoebophryaceae. The record is from the annotation of a GenBank genome assembly.